AUGCAAUAUACAGAUAUGAUCCGAACUAGUCAACCUCAUCCUUUAGUUGGAACUUCUCCUAUCUCUGCUGCACAUGAAAACCAAAAGGAACCUUAUCUUUCAGUUGGAACUUCUUUUAUCUCUGCUGCACAUGAAAACCAGAAGGAACCUCAUCCAUCAGUCGGAACUUCUUCCAUCUCUGUGCCAUAUAGUAAUACAUGUUCAACGACUGAAAAGGGAAUAGGCAAUAAGUCAUUGGAUCUGCUUCCUGCUCCACAUCGUAGUCCGAUUCCUAUAGGAGGUGUACAUUCAACACAAGGUGCUGAUGAUAUAUAUAUUAAUAAAUAUUUCAUGAACAAGGCUGAGUUAAUGCAGAAGAUGAGGACAUGAGAGUUGGA
Messenger RNA from Arabidopsis lyrata subsp. lyrata, 377 nucleotides. RefSeq lists its product as uncharacterized. The record is from RefSeq and is a predicted model, not a curated record. The coding region runs from base 1 to 369 and encodes 122 amino acids. The transcript is spliced from 4 exons. Lineage: Eukaryota; Viridiplantae; Streptophyta; Magnoliopsida; Brassicales; Brassicaceae.